UCUGCGCUAUGAGGGAUUAUUAUAAUUAUACUAUAUUAUACUAUUAUUAGUCACAUUUCACUUUUUUGGUUUGACCUGAUGGCAAUCUCUCUUGUCUGAAUGCUCAUAACCACAAGUGGUGUUUGAUCUACUGUACAGUCCCAUACGCUUUGAAGUUGACUUUCAGGCCCGGUCAUGACAGACAAUUCAGCCCUCCAAGGAACUCUACUGCUGCGGCUGCUUUUCUCUCUGUAAGCCUGUGAUGUGAGGCAGGGUGUGGCCACGCAGCUCUGUCACCUGCUCAGGUGUAUUCAUGCAUUCUCAGACUCUCUCUGGAUCACUGCAGGUGAAGCUCAGGUUGUUUACUGUAAAGACUUUUUUCUUCACAAAGGAUUAGUUCAUAUUGUGAGCUAUGGAGCGUAUGAAGUUGGUCCUGCAGUACUUCCAGUCCAACUCUGAGUCCAUCUCCAACGGUAUCUGUAUCAUCCUGGCCUUGGUCAGCGUCAAGCUCUACACCAGCUUCGACUUUAACUGCCCGUGCCUCCCUCAGUACAACAAGCUGUACUCUAUGGGGGUGAUGAUCGUCCCGCCCAUCAUAUUUUUUUUCCUGGGGGUCCUGGUCAACCGACACACCGGCGUCAUGAUGGACGAGUGGAUGAGACCCGUUGGGAAGAGAUCCAAGAACCCGGCCGUGGUUAAGUACCUGUUCUCAGCGAUGCUCCAGAGGGCCCUGCUCGCCCCGAUGGUUUGGAUCCUGGUCACUUUGCUGGAUGGAAAGAUCUUCAUCUGUGCCUUCAGUGUUAGUGUAGACCCUGCACUCUUCUCAGGUUGGCCCAACAAUACCGGUCUGGAUGUGAUCAAAGUGAUGGCAAAAGUGCCCUGUAAGGAGGACGUUAUCUUCAGGAACAGCUCCUUCCGCAAAGCAGUCUCUCGUUACGUUCGCUGCUAUUCACAAGCAGUUGGCUGGUCCAUCCUCCUCUUCCUGAUUGUACUGGGCGCAAUGGGACGCCUCAUCAAGCCCUACUUUGACGACCACGCCACCUCCCUGCAGACGCGCUACUGGAGCAACUACCUCGACGUGGAGCAGAAGCUCUUCGACGAGACCUGCGUCCUACACGCUCGCGACUUCGCCCGCAAAUGCGUGGUGCAGUUCUUUGAGGACAUGAGGGAGGACGACGUGCUCCGUCUUCCCCACCCGCUCUUCAUCGCAAACUGCCGAGAGGAGUUCGAGGAUGAAGAAGAGGAGAGACUUCAUGGGGUGUCAAAGCAAGAACAGGUGGACCAGCUGCUCAACAAGUGGUACUACAGUAAACCUGAGCUGGACGUCACCAGGAUAGCCCACAGACCCCGGACGUGUGUUACCUGGGAGGACCGGGACGGGAAGACUUUAUACUCCGAUGUCUAGGACUCACUCAGUGCUGUAUCGCUGCAGGAUGAGUCAUGUCAUGAUGAUCAGUUCACUAACUGUUGUCAGCUCAUUAAAUGUGCGUUAUCAGUCGUUAUCAGCCUCAUAGAUAUGAGUCAGUAGGGGCCUGCUACACCUACUACUUUGUAAAAGUGAAACCCGUUCUUACCAUAGACUGUAUGAAAUGUGGACGUAGUCUCCGUGACGUCACCCGUAGGUCUCUGAAGAGUGGUUGUGAAGCUCAAAGUGGGUUGCUCUGUCCGUCGCCAUCUUGGCAGUGACGACACAGCCUAACUCAUGGCUAAUCCAAAUAAAGAGCAAAGAGGUGGAGUUGAGGCAGACAGCUAGCAGCUAGCGACCUGAGAUGGCACCCAUCUAUCACUCAAAGCGGCCUCGCCCUCAUUAUGUCGACCUUUAAGCCUUAAUAUAAUUUAAACGGGUGAGUUACAUAGAAAUUCAGCCCCGUACAGUUGUCAUGAACGGAGAUACUAGCUAUAGCGACCGAAACCUUAUUUUUGUACCAGGCUGGAAACGUGUUUAUUUCUGCUGUAAAGUUAUCCAUUUUAACAUGGGGAGGGAGGGGGUCUAUGGUGAUUGACUCCCUUUUGGAGUCAUCACAGGACCUAAUCAUGAACUUUCAGUCAGGUGAUGGCAGGCGGUUCUACAUGGGUGGAGAUGGUAACCUCGUCUCUGUUCAAAGAUGGCCUCUGGUUUCAGAUAUGAAUGACCUCAUCAUGAGCUUAUACGCUAUAACUGACAGCUGUGAUUGAGGUCUCUGACUUGAUUCUUUUGUGUUCUGGACUACUACUAAAUAGUUGCUCUUAGGGGCAAACCAUGUUGCAAGCCUGAUUUGACUGUUAGGGUGCGUUCUGGCUGGUUUUGCAUACAGGUUGUUGACGUGGAGCUCACCCACAUGGAUUGAUGGAAACAUGCAAAUGGACAUUCGGAAAUAAAUAACUUUCACACAAAGACUCUACUUCUUUUUAUAUAGUUUUCAUUAAAGGGGA
This is a messenger RNA of Sebastes umbrosus (honeycomb rockfish), 2391 nucleotides long. It is a transcript of the gene calhm3, whose product is annotated as calcium homeostasis modulator 3. The transcript has 5 exons. The record is from RefSeq and is a predicted model, not a curated record. Gene Ontology annotation, molecular function: monoatomic cation channel activity. Lineage: Eukaryota; Metazoa; Chordata; Actinopteri; Perciformes; Sebastidae. Bases 392 to 1384 code for a protein of 330 amino acids.